Tripterygium wilfordii is the source of this 1110-nucleotide messenger RNA. RefSeq names its product transcription factor bHLH95-like. Gene Ontology annotation, molecular function: DNA-binding transcription factor activity; protein dimerization activity. The transcript is spliced from 4 exons. Gene Ontology annotation, biological process: endosperm development; regulation of DNA-templated transcription. The record is from RefSeq and is a predicted model, not a curated record. Lineage: Eukaryota; Viridiplantae; Streptophyta; Magnoliopsida; Celastrales; Celastraceae. Bases 1 to 1110 code for a protein of 369 amino acids.
AUGUCUGAUGAAAAAGGCCAUGGAGGUGCCUUAUGGGAGAACCUAUUGUUGCCUGUCAUAAAUUCGAAAUUGAACAAUCAGGAUAACAAGCCAUUGGGAUCGGAUUCAAAUAUUGACCAAACACCUCAACAAGCCUCGGAAUGGGUAAUGAGCAGCCAGAAGGAGGAGGAAAGGGAAGAAGGAAUACGCAAGAAACGUAAGGGAAGCAAUGAAGCCAAAGACAAAAACGGUGGCGGUGGUGGUGGUGGAGAUGGAUUAGAAGAUCAAGAGAUGACGACGCAUAUGUUGAUGGAGAGACGUAGGAGGAGGAAGAUGAAAGAUAUGUUCUCUGAGCUUCAUGUUUUGCUUUUCGGUCCUCACGCCGCUAAGGCAGACAAAUCCACAAUCAUUGAUGAAGCAGUGAGUAAAAUCAAAUCCUUGGAGGAAGAAAUCAAAAUCAAAGAAAAACAGAAGGAACAACUUCUCAAACAGAAGAAUCAAAUUGCUUCCAAUACCAAUAUUUCUAGAGAGGCAUUUUUAGCUAAUCAAGCAGCUUCUACGCCUAUUGCUAGUAUUGAUGUGGGAGCUGUGACAGGAACUGGUUCUUCUUCUUCUUCUUCUUAUUCUAAUGGUCCUAUAAUGUUCCAGACAUGGAAUUUCAUGAAUGUGGUUUUGAGCAUUUGUGGGAAUGAAGCACAAUACUUUGUUUGCUCAUCAAAGAAGCAAUUAGGACUCAUGAGUUCCAUAAUCUUUGUGUUUGAGAAGUAUGGAGUUGAUGUCAUCUCUGCUAAUUUGUCUACUCAUGGUAACAAGAGGACUUAUACCUUUCAAGCACGCGUAAGUAUUUUUAUUCAGAAAUCUACUUUUUCUCAAGAAAAUUUUGAGUUUUCUGAGAAUUUGAUUUUUCUGGGAAACAAACGGUGCGUGAAUCUGACUGGAAUAUCUCAUGAAGUUGGAAAAACUCCUCCGAUAGUUGUGAAAUUAUUCAAGCAAGCAGCUAAGGAGCUAAGCCUUCUUUACCGUGGUAUAAGGUAUUUUGUCUGGGGUGUGCUAACAAAAAUGCUAAAUGCCCCAACUAAAUUUGUCCCAACAAAUCCCAAAUCUAGGUGGCGUCUAGGACUGGUGUUUUAA